CAGCUCUUCCAGCAACAAGCAACAGCUAGCCAAUUUCGAAAGCCCCCAAGCCACCUGUCAACAUGAAGUUCUUCGCUGUCCUGAUCUGCUUCUUUGCCAUUCUGGCUGUCGCAAUGGCGGCUACUGCCACAGGCACCACGGGCACCAGCACAACUACGACAACGCCCUCGUCGCCCUCGACCAGUACAUACACCUACACCACCACCCCAACCAGCCCAACCACAUCAACCUAUACCUACACGGACACCACAACCACCACGAGGCCCUUCAAGCAGCAGCUCCUGUCCCUGCUGUUCAACAAGAACGGAUAGACUCCAUCCUAUCUACGACGCCGCCACUUGGAACGAUCCGUAUCACCUGAAUAGCCAAUAAAUUAAAAAACACCAAAACAAA
Messenger RNA from Drosophila subpulchrella, 393 nucleotides. Its product is annotated as integumentary mucin C.1. The record is from RefSeq and is a predicted model, not a curated record. The coding region runs from base 63 to 311 and encodes 82 amino acids. Lineage: Eukaryota; Metazoa; Arthropoda; Insecta; Diptera; Drosophilidae. The transcript has a single exon.